AUGUUUAAGGCCUCAAUCUUGAUCGCUUUAAUGGCGUUUGCCGCUACAGGCGUUCAGGCUGAUAAAAAGAUCGUCUGUUACUUCGGUAGCUGGUCGGUCUACCGUCCUGGACUGGGCAACUUCCAGGUCUCCGACAUCGAUCCACGUUUAUGUACACACAUGACCUACACCUUCACGGGCAUCACCACCAACGGUGAUGUCAAUAUUCUGGAUCCAUGGGCCGACUUGCCAAACGGUGGCGGUAAGGACGGUUUUGGAAAGUUCACCGCGCUCCGUCAUUUGAGCCCAGGCACCAAGGCGAUGGUCGCCAUCGGUGGUUGGAACGAGGGAUCCCUCAAGUACUCUCAGGUCGCCAGUGAUCCUGCUACACGUGCCAGAUUCGUCCAGAACGUGGUCAAAUUCUUGAAAAAAUACGACUUCGAUGGCUUCGACGUCGACUGGGAAUACCCCAAUCAACGCGGCGGUCAUCCAUACGACAAGAAAAACUUCGUGGCUCUGUUGAAGGAUCUCAGAGAGGAGUUCGACAAGUACGGUUACAUCCUCGGCGUGGCCGUGGCUGCUGCCGAAGGGUCUGCCUCCCAAUCCUACAUCAUCUCAGAAGUGUCGAAACACGCUGAUCUCAUCAAUCUUAUGGCGUACGAUUUUAACGGUUCCUGGAACAAGUCAACGGGCAUCAACGCUCCUCUGUACGCUUCCGCCAGCGAAUCUCCAGGCCUACUUAAACUCAACAUAGACGCAGCGGUACGUUAUUGGCUAUCCGAAGGCGCACCACCUGAGAAGCUCAUUCUUGGUGUUCCCUCAUAUGGUAGAUCUUUUACCCUAGCAAACGCUAAUGAUAACGGAAUAGGUGCUCUAGCCACUGGUCCUGGAAUUGCUGGCCCUUAUACGAGGGAGCAGGGUUCAUUGGGGUACAACGAAAUUUGCGCGAAUUUACGCGAGGGUGGCUGGACCGUUGUCCGUGAGUCGGAUCAACGGGUGCCUUAUGCUUUCAAGGGCAAUCAAUGGGUUGGAUACGAUGACGUCACGUCUGUUCUGGAAAAGGCCAAAUACAUCAACUCUAUGGGUCUUGGCGGUGCUAUGAUGUGGAGCGUCGAAACCGACGAUUUCCGUGGUACUUGUGGUUCGAAGUAUCCACUUCUGAAUGCUUUGAACAGUGUUUUGAGAGGCAAUGUAGUAGUUCCUGAUCCCGAUCCCAAUCCUUCAGAACCAACAGGAUCAACAGGAUCAACAGGAUCUACAGAAUCAACAAGAUCAACUUCAACAUCUACAGAGCCAGCUCCGCCAUCAGAUUUCGUCUGCGUACAAGAAGGAUACGUCCGUAAUCCGCAUGACUGUUCAACGUUCCAUUAUUGUCAGAAACUGGACGACAAAUAUCUGGUUUCCACUUUCCACUGUCCCACUGGACUUGCCUUCGAUCCAUCGAUCAUUGCUUGCAACUACAAAGACGAAGUUUCGGGCUGCUGAAGUUGGAUACAUAGUUUAAACUGUUUAUAAUUACUGUAUAUAGAAUUAGUAUGAAUAAAAAAGUUUGUAAUAUUUAAUUCAAAGUCAUGUACCUUGUCAACGCAUCUUCGUAAAUGUUUUCGAAACGACUCACACGUAACUAUGACAAUAGUUUGCACAAAAUUAGUAUGUGCGUAAUUUGUGACCUAAUUAAAAGUACAAGUGUUCGUUGAGAGUCGUGAGACAGAAUUAGUAUGGCUUGUGUAGUUGUCACCGAUUUAAUACUAAAUAAAUAUUGAACGUUACCGCAUAUGUCCGUAGAAAUUAUUCAUUUAAUUUGAUGACACAUUCGAAUGCAAAUAAGUAAAGA
Messenger RNA from Colletes gigas, 1813 nucleotides. RefSeq names its product chitinase-3-like protein 1. Gene Ontology annotation, biological process: chitin catabolic process; carbohydrate metabolic process. The record is from RefSeq and is a predicted model, not a curated record. Gene Ontology annotation, molecular function: chitin binding; chitinase activity. Gene Ontology annotation, cellular component: extracellular region. Lineage: Eukaryota; Metazoa; Arthropoda; Insecta; Hymenoptera; Colletidae. Bases 1 to 1464 code for a protein of 487 amino acids. The transcript has 4 exons.